AUGGGUGAUGGUGGUAGGCAGUAUUCAUGUACCUUCUGUGGCCGGGCUUUUGUUCGCAAUGAACAUCUGAUUCGACACAGACGGAUUCGUAAGAGCCCGCACGGCCCGCUUCCAGUACUUGCUGACUUCCUCAUAGACACCCUGGAGAAACCCUUCGCGUGCGGCUAUUGCCCCCAAAGAUUCUCCCGAUCGGAUCAGUUUCGUCGGCAUGUCUUGAGUUCACAUGCAGACCUUCCGCUUCACGACGCCCGCCUCAGUGGCAACCCGCCCACUGACAAGCAGGAGCGCGUCAAGAUUGCCUGUGACCAUUGCAACAAGGCCAAGGUAAAGUGUGUCAAAGGCAUCCCUUGCAGCUCUUGCGUUUCAAAGCGGCUUGAAUGCAGAAUCUCAGAGAACAGACUCGCCGCCUCGCGCGGGAGGUCAUUAUCAACCUCUGUUGGAUCGCUGGGCGAUCUCCCAAACUCCCAUACUUCGCGACCGUUCCAGCAGUCGAAUACUGAUCUGUCUUCUCGGGCUGACGAUACCACCAUCAUUACCAAUGCUGAAGCAGCCACUGGGCAGAGUCGCAUCGGGGACGAUGACGAUGACGACGCCUUGAACCGUGCAAGUGCGUUCACCGCUCCGGCACCAAUGGUAAACGAUUUCGAAGUUUCUGCUAUUUUCAAUGCGGUCGACGGUACAGAGAUUCAAGAAGGGACCCGAACAACAUAUGAUAGUCUCUUCGAGUUUGACGACUUCCUGUCUCUAGAGCACAUCGACGUCGAAUUUCCCGUCCUCGGCUCGGAUUUCAAUUUUGAGCUGGACUGGGUAGGUCAACCCUCAAACGGGGAUCCAAUUCAACUAGACACAUCGGUGACAGAGGGCCAAACUUCUUCUGAGACAUUUCGACGGUUCCGACACUUCUCAGACCUCGAUACGUCUCGGGCUCAGUCUCCAGCUUCGUCAUCUGCGAGGCCCCAUUUUGCAUCCGCACCCGCCACCGAAGAUCCGACGUCAACAGGCGUGGACAACAGAGCCGUUCUUGAUGUCUUCAUCACAUUGUUCGAGAUCAAUGCUGCCCCGUGGCUCGACGCGAUAACCGACGAGAUUUUCAUCACCUCCAAAACCCCUCCGGAAUGGUUUUUAGCAAUCGCAGCUUUGGGAGGACUCUUUUGCAAUACUCCAGGUGCGGGCACCAUUGCCCGAUGGCUCUACAACAAUUCGAGAUAUAAGCUCCUAGCUUUUGUAUGUUGUUUCAUGGUUCCGUUACGCCAGACUGACUGUUCAAAGGUCAACACGUCUUCUUUCAGUCUCGCGUCCACGCGUGACAAGAAAAUUGCCCUAGAAACGGUAACCAUUCCUUCGACCAUUUUUCAACGUCCCCUGACAGUUGACAAGUCUAUUGUGCUCUCCGUCUUUGGAUAUCUUGCCGGUGACAAGAGAAUUUUCGAGUUGACAGAAGUUCAUCACGCCAAGCUGAUCGAAGUUCGUGUGACACUCCACAACUGCGUGCUCUCAUCGCUGACUUCAUAG
Exophiala aquamarina CBS 119918 is the source of this 1512-nucleotide messenger RNA. RefSeq lists its product as uncharacterized. The transcript has 2 exons. Lineage: Eukaryota; Fungi; Ascomycota; Eurotiomycetes; Chaetothyriales; Herpotrichiellaceae. Gene Ontology annotation, biological process: regulation of DNA-templated transcription. Gene Ontology annotation, molecular function: zinc ion binding; DNA-binding transcription factor activity, RNA polymerase II-specific. The coding region runs from base 1 to 1512 and encodes 503 amino acids. The record is from RefSeq and is a predicted model, not a curated record.